CGCCAAAAUUAAAAUAUGUUCAUCAUAACAUCAAAGUCAAACCUAAAGUUAUAUCUAUCCUAAAAGUCCUUUUCCCAAUAAAACUCUCAUAAAAACUAAUAGAACAUCUUCUAACUCUAAUAGAAUGUUUAAUCCCAAGAUUAAACAACAUACCAAGAUUUUUUCUAUCUUUUCUCUAAUCACAUUAUCUACCAUAUUCUUUAUCAUACAAGGUGAUCAUGUUAUCCACCAUGAUUCUCUUAUACUCCAUGCUACAAAAAAAGAAGGUCUUGUUAUGUUACAAGCUCAAAGGUCAACUCUUAGUAGAAUUGAUCACAAUGUCAAACCUUUAAUUUCCAUGCAAGAGGAGAAAUUAGAUGAGGUUGAUUAUGCAAAUCCAAAAGUACUAGUUGCUCCAUUCAAUCUCAACAAAGAACAAAGAAUUACAUGGUUUAAAGAGAAUCUACAAGAGUUCAAGAUUCUAAAGCCAAAUAAAUUGGCAAAACAAUUCCAUACUAGAAUCCAUGAAUUUCUCAAAAAUGAAUCAUGUGAGUCACAAUUCUUCAUGACAUGGAUUUCACCAUCAAGUUCAUUUGGAGAAAGAGAGUUUUUGUCUAUAGAAAGUGUUUUCAAGGUUCAACCUAAAGCAUGUUUGACAAUUCUAUCAAGAAGUUUGGACUCAAUUCAUGGCUACAAAAUUCUCAAACCAUUCAUUGAUAAAGGGUUCAAAGUUCAAGCUAUAGCACCAAACUUGCCAUUUUUGUUCAAAGACACUCUAGCUGAAUCUUGGUUUCAUGAGUUAAGGAAAGGAAAACAAGAUCCUGGUGAGAUUCCUUUGUUUCAAAAUCUAUCAAAUUUGAUAAGACUAGUUGUUUUGUAUAAAUAUGGUGGUGUGUAUUUAGACAUUGAUUUUAUACUAUUGAAACCUUUGAUUGGUUUAAGGAAUUGUAUUGGAUCACAAAGCAUGGAUUAUGGUACUAAACAUUGGACUAGAUUAAACAAUGCUGUUCUUAUUUUUGAUAAGAAUCAUCCACUUCUUCUAAAGUUCAUUAAUGAAUUUGCUUUGACUUUUGAUGGAAAUAAAUGGGGGCAUAAUGGUCCUUACCUUGUUUCUAGAGUUGUUGAAAGACUUGGGGAAAAACAUGGUUUGAAAUUUUCAAUUUUGCCACCUUUUGCUUUUUAUCCAGCUGAUUGGAAUAAGAUAAGUGGAUUUUUUAAGAAGCCUAAAGAUAGAAGUGAAGCAAAAUGGGUUGAAGCCAAAUUGAGACAACUUAGUGGUGAGACUUAUGGGAUUCAUCUUUGGAAUAAACAAAGUAGUGGAUUGGUUAUUGAAGAAGGAAGUGUCUUAGCAAAACUUGUAUCAAAUCAUUGUGUCACUUGUAAGGUGUAAUAGUUUUUUCUCUAAUGUAUAGGAACACUUUGUAACUUGUGAAGGAAUUCUCUUUUAACUCAUAGAUUCUCCACUUGAUGAUUUCAAUUAA
Molecule: messenger RNA, 1460 nt
Organism: Trifolium pratense (red clover)
Lineage: Eukaryota; Viridiplantae; Streptophyta; Magnoliopsida; Fabales; Fabaceae
Exons: 1
Coding region: 125-1369 (414 amino acids)
Source: RefSeq, a predicted model, not a curated record